Molecule: messenger RNA, 816 nt
Organism: Nematocida minor
Lineage: Eukaryota; Fungi; Microsporidia
Product: golgi phosphoprotein 3
Exons: 1
Coding region: 1-816 (271 amino acids)
Biological process (GO): Golgi to plasma membrane protein transport; Golgi organization; Golgi vesicle budding
Cellular component (GO): trans-Golgi network; Golgi cisterna; cytosol
Molecular function (GO): phosphatidylinositol-4-phosphate binding
Source: RefSeq, a predicted model, not a curated record
AUGGAUGACGAGUUUUCUCCUAGGCGACGAGAUGUAAAAAGAGAAGCGGCGUUCUCUUCCCUGAAAAGACUGAGAACAGACCUAAAUCUUGCUGAAAUUCUUAUUGUUUUUACCACAACAUCCGCCCUCCCUGCCUUCCCUGGCCUGUACGAUCCUGUUUCUGUUUCGCUGAGGGCACUCUUCCUGUGCGAGCUGGUUUUGAGAGCCGGCGUCUCUCUUGACUCGCAGAAGAUACUUACAUCAGUGGACUCCUACAUGCCAAUUGAUGAAGUGCAUGACGAAGUAUACGCGAAGAUCAAAAAUUCAAAAAAGCUCAAAGCGGUUGACAAGUGGCUUCUAUUGCUCAACGGAGAGUCGUACUCGCUCAAAAAGGACAAGUACCACGUAAAAAACGCAAGAAAAAGAAUAGGAAAGCUUCUUAUCUCGAAAAAUAUACUGAAAAAACAGAAAAGCAAAACGCGCGAGUUUAUUGACUUUGUGACCAGCAGAGCCAGCGGAAGCUCAGUGCCCGCCGUAGCAUGCAAAGGAGUAAAGUCCAAGAUAUCUACAGAAAUAAUUACGUAUCUUACAGGCACAGUGCGGUACGAAGAAAAAGAUGUUCUCAAACUGGACAUUCUUGUGUGCUCCUUUGUUUUCUGCAAUGUCAUGGAAGAUGUGUACCUUACGCUUCCCCCAAGCGCGGCUGAGAUUGCUCAGAAGAAGGUGAGGGACAUUAUAACCCGCUACACGUCUUCGCUUGGAGACAGCACACAGCCAACUGAGUGGGGUAUCUACUGUAUUAUGCGCUCUUAUUUGAAACUUGGAACUUGGAUAUAG